AUGAAUGAAUAUACAAUGCGAGCGCGAAUGAUCAUGAUGGAACAAACACUAUCGAAUACAAACACUAAUCUUGCGAUUGAUUCAAUCAUUGAUCACCGUAGUGAUGUUAGUGAUGCGAAUAGCGUAGAUUCAGCAUUUAGUAUUGAUCACAGCGGUGUCACAUCACCUGAACCAAUCGAACAUUCGUCGUCGACUGCGACAUUGCUUAAUGAAUUGCAGAAAGCGAAGGAAGAUCUGAAAAACAAGGAUGAAGAAAUUCAACGGGCCUAUGAAAUGCGACAGAAUACUGAUCGAGAAAUCGAAGACCUAACUGCGUCGUUAUUCGAGUCCGCACAUUCGAUGGUCGAACAAGCGAAACAUGCUCAAGCCAAUACUGAACAAAAGCUCAGAACUGCCAAUCAAACAAUCGAAGCACUAGUUGUUGAAAAUACUCAAUUGAAAAAGACAGUCAGUGAGUUGAAAGAAAUCAUCAAUAACUGUCGUUCAUCGUCGUCAUUUACCACACGUCCUAUUCCUACCACAUCUGUAUUAUCUUCAAUUGAACAACAACAAGCAUCGCAAUCAAGCAUCCGACAGAUCGUUCGAGAGAAACUUCAUAAACGUUCAUCAUCUGAUCUGCAACAAUCCUUCUCGUCGAUGGAUAUCUCCCUUCGAACAGACAACAAUGUCGAUGAUUGGCCUAUGCUGCGUUUAGCAUGCAUCGCUUCAGUUGAUAUAUUUCAUUUUAGUGAAGAUAUCUCUCCUUGUCUGACGUUUCCCAAUUCUGAUUUAUCAUCAAGGAUUCUCACAGCUAUUGAACAAAAUGACGUGACCAUGGAAACAUGUCAUAUGCGAACAAUUGAUGAAAAUAUGAAGAUCUGUUCAUUAACGGGUGAUCUGUGUCAAUGUAAUUACCGCGUUCGAUUAGGUGAAAAUGGUGAAUGGUAUCCAAUCUCGCGUUUAUCUCGAAAUCGAAUAGCAGCUGUAUGCGAUUUUUUUACCUUCAUCCGUCAUGUGCAAUCCGGACUUGUGAAAAGCGAUACUCGAAGUCGGUAUAAUAAAAUAAUUGAACUUCGAAAACAAAUGGCUUUCGCCCGUCUUGGAUUGUAA
This is a messenger RNA of Adineta ricciae, 1089 nucleotides long. Lineage: Eukaryota; Metazoa; Rotifera; Eurotatoria; Adinetida; Adinetidae. The record is from the annotation of a GenBank genome assembly.